Messenger RNA from Paraglomus brasilianum, 366 nucleotides. The record is from the annotation of a GenBank genome assembly. Lineage: Eukaryota; Fungi; Glomeromycota; Glomeromycetes; Paraglomerales; Paraglomeraceae.
AUGUCUGCUUUAAACCCUUCAAGCUCUGGUUGGCAAGCGGUAAAGAGGAAAGCAAAGAAAAUUGGUAAUAAAGUUGAUAAGAUAGUCCACAACUAUCCUAUCCAAAGUUACCGCGAAUCUUGUCAGAAGAGAGGAUCGAAAGUUUCAGUAAAUAGCUAUAACGCUUUUCUUGACGAAAACGAAUCGAGUGGAUAUAAGUUCUAUAGGGAAAACAAGAACGUAUAUAUUGUUGACAUGUCAAACGCAGAGCAUGGGGCCGUCGUAGUAUAUCUUAUAAAACGGUUCGACAUACCAAAUAAUGGUGCGAUGGUUGGCCCAAUAUACAUCUAUGGUGACGCAUUCCAACGGGCAGUGGGGAAAAAAUAG